CAGCGCGAUUCCUAAGACAGAAGCCCACCUCCAGGAUGCCGAUGAAAAAAUCCAAGAUUCCUGAGAUCCUCAAGUUCCUAUACUCCAGUUGAAGGCUCGCUUCCUCUCCUUGAUGAGGGUCUUCAUUCUGCUCUCCUUGGCUCUCUUCUCAGAAGCCAUGGUCAUGGAUGAAAAGGUGAAGACAGGCUUUGUGCUGGAUACAGCGUCUGUGGUCUGUAACUAUGAUGCCUACUACAAAGACCACCCCAAAUACUGGUGCCAAGGCUAUUUCCGGGACUACUGCAACAUCAUUGCCUUCACCCCCAACAGCACCAACCAUGUGGUCCUGAGGGACACAGGAAGUCAACUCAUUGUCACUGUGUCCUGCCUGGUCAAGGAAGACACGGGUUGGUACUGGUGUGGCAUUCAGCGAGACUUUGCCAGGGAUGACAUGGAUUUUACACAGCUGAUUGUGGAUGACAACGGGGCAGGCCUAGACAGUGACUUUUCAUCUAGGAAAGACUCAUCCGGCAGCAAGAACAGCAGCUGCAGAGCUUCCAAAGUUGUCCGCAAGGCAGGUAACUCCAGAAUGUCCAUUCUGAUCAUUUGUGUACUGAUUACUGUUUUGGAGAUCAUCAUUAUAUUCAGUUAUUUGUCCAUGAGAAAGAGAAGUCAAAAGAUCAGAAGAGUGGCUUCAGAUAAAGACCUCACCAGAAGCCCCCAAACCAGCCAAGCUUCUUCUGUGAUCCCCACCCCUCUGGUCAUAAAUAAAGGGAUAGUGUUAUAAAACAAUCGCCACAACAACCGGCCCAUUUCCAGGGACUGAUUCUGACCUCUCAGCCUUCCAAAGGGAUUCUUUAACCUUGCCAGCAUCGUAUGUAAUCAGAAGAGCUACGACCAACCACUCUGAGCAAGGCUGCCAUCAAGCAACAUCUCCAGACCUUAGCUCUCAUGCACUUGAUUGGCUGAAAGUGAGGAAG
Jaculus jaculus (lesser Egyptian jerboa) is the source of this 959-nucleotide messenger RNA. RefSeq names its product transmembrane and immunoglobulin domain containing 3 (gene Tmigd3). Gene Ontology annotation, cellular component: plasma membrane. The transcript has 7 exons. Lineage: Eukaryota; Metazoa; Chordata; Mammalia; Rodentia; Dipodidae. The record is from RefSeq and is a predicted model, not a curated record. Gene Ontology annotation, molecular function: transmembrane signaling receptor activity. Bases 113 to 766 code for a protein of 217 amino acids.